Messenger RNA from Spirodela intermedia, 1209 nucleotides. The record is from the annotation of a GenBank genome assembly. Lineage: Eukaryota; Viridiplantae; Streptophyta; Magnoliopsida; Alismatales; Araceae.
AUGGCCUCCCCCGGCAAUGACCACGCCGCCGGAGAGAGCAACGGCGACAACUGCCACGCCGCCGCCGCCGGAUCUGAGUCGAACGGCGGAGUCCGCGUCGGAUCUGGUGACCCGACUUCUGCGGCGGCAGAUCCGGCGGUGGUGCCGCCGUCGAUCUCCCCUCGCCGGCGAAUCGCGCUGGUCACGGGGAUUACGGGGCAGGAUGGAUCGUACUUGACGGAGUUCCUGUUGAAGAAGGGCUACGAGGUGCACGGCCUCAUCCGUCGGUCCUCCAACUUCAACACGCAGCGGCUCAAUCACCUCUAUAUCGAUCCACACAACUCCACCAAGGCGCUCAUGAAGCUACACUAUGCCGAUCUCACCGAUGCCUCCUCGCUCCGCCGCUGGAUCGACGCCCUCCUUCCGGACGAGGUCUACAACCUCGCCGCACAGUCGCACGUCGCCGUCUCCUUCGAGGUCCCGGACUACACCGCCGAUGUCGUCGCCACCGGCGCUCUCCGCCUUCUCGAGGCCGUCCGCUCCCACCUCGCUUCCCACCCAGGCAGAUCCGUUCGCUACUACCAGGCCGGCUCCUCGGAGAUGUUCGGAUCUACCCCGCCGCCCCAGUCCGAGACCACGCCCUUCCACCCCCGCUCCCCCUACGCCGCCGCCAAGGUUGCCGCUCACUGGUACACCGUCAACUACCGCGAAGCAUACGGUCUCUUCACUUGCAACGGCAUCCUCUUCAACCACGAGUCACCCCGCCGCGGCGAGAAUUUCGUCACUCGGAAGAUCACCAGGGCCGUCGGCCGCAUCCGAGUGGGCCUCCAGAGCAAGCUGUUCCUCGGCAACCUAACCGCCUCGCGGGAUUGGGGCUUCGCCGGCGACUACGUGGAGGCCAUGUGGUUGAUGCUGCAGCAGGACAAGCCCGACGACUAUGUGGUCGCCACCGAGGAGUCUCACACCGUGGAGGAGUUCCUCGAGGUCGCAUUCGGCUACGCAGGCCUCAAAUGGAAGGACCACGUCGUGAUCGACAAACGCUACUUCCGACCGGCCGAGGUGGACAAUCUCAAAGGAGACUCCUCCAAGGCCAGGCGGGAGUUGGGGUGGAGGCCCAAGGUGAGCUUCCAACAGCUGGUCCAGAUGAUGGUAGACGAGGACACGGAGCUCGCCAAGAGGGAGAAAGUUCUUGUCGAUGCAGGGUACAUCGAUCCCCACCAGCAGCCCUGA